UUCAAAAUUAAAAAGUUUGUUAAAGUUUGAAUGUUUGGUUUCAUAUUUUGUAUCGUAUUUAUAUAAUAUAAUUGAAACUAAAGUGUUUUUGUUGUUGUUUUUGAGAUACUGGAUAUAUUACUUGAUAUUGGUAUAUGGUAUAGAGAAUAGUUAAUAGUAAAUGUAAUAUAUACCAUGUCCAUACAAGAUUAAUUAGGCUUGUUAAUAUGUGACCAGACAGUUUCAUUACCUAAUUAUUGAAAAGAUAAAUAAUAAGAAAAAAUAACUUCUUCAUGAAGAAAGUACGCUUUGAAAGUCCUGUAAAAAUCUUUGGAAACACAACCAUGAAUGAAUCUGAAUGCCAUUCUCCACGCCCGUUUAUUGAAAAACGUACAAACGUUACAACUGUUGGUUUUUAUAAUUAUCCAAAAUUAUUACCUUAUAGUCUGGACCCAUUGGAAAGGUUUGAAAAUAGUAAUAGUAUGCCCUAUCCUCAUAUACAGAAGACUCCUGUAGAAAACUAUAAAAUCUGUGAGGGACAGUGGUCGUUACCUUCAAAUGAUUUGGAAUUGAGUAUGCUUGAUGCUUCUAAUCAUGAGCCUAGGAAGCCAUGCCAAUAUGUACCUAUUGCUACUAAUAAUAAUGACAAGAGGCAAAGUAUUUUACCAGAAAACAUGUUAAAAGUUUUAUCAUCUGUAGAAAAUACUAAUAUGAAAACUUCUUCGAACAUAAUUAAUGAGGACAACAGUUUUUUUAUAAAACGUGGCAAUGUGGCUAAAAUAAAUCAUACAAAUUCUUUGCAAAAGCAAUUCAACAGGUUAAGUUUAGAUAAAGAAAAUAAUCCUAUAGCUAGAAAAAUGGAAUUAAUAAAGCCUAGUCUUUUUAAUCAAAUUCCAUUUAAGGAUCAUGUAAAUAAUGUAUGUAUGAAAUCUUUUGUUGAUACUACUACUACUGCUAAUACUGAUGUGGGUCAUGAUUGUAGUUGUCAUCAUUGUAUUAAAAUUUCAAAAAAUAAUAUGUGCUCUAUGCAACAACAGUCUCACAAGAUCAUAACCAACCAAUGUCAAACAAUGAGACAUUCAAAAACACCCCAGCUUUGUGCUUGUAUAGUUCAAUCUUAUUCUCCUACUAGAUGUACUCAUUGCAGUCAUUAUGUUCCUUUGAAUCAACAAGUAACAUACAGUUGUAAUAGUCAAGAAAAUUCAAGACAUACUCCUCUAAAUAUGGUUAAUAAAAAAACCUGGGCUAUAGAAAAGUAUGAAUGUGACAAUAAUGCUAAGAGUAUGGAGGUAGAGAAACCUGUUAAUUUGAAAGAAAAGAGAGAGCCAACUGUAUCAGAUUUGUUCAAAAUAAUUAAACUACAGAAUGAGCAAUUACAGCUGCUUCAAGAGAAAGUUGACAGGUUUAUUUCUAUGAACAAAACACCAAAUUCUCCAAUUGAAAGUUGUUCAUCUGAACAUAUUGCUCUUGAAACUGUUGAUUGUGAACAACAUAAAAUAUCAAUUGGAGUUAUGACAAGUUUUGAAAUGGUGAGAACUUCCACUGUAAUCAAUAAAGAGGUUGUGAAACAAAAAAGUGAAAAUGCCCAAAUACAAUGCAAUAGGUCACAGAUAAGUGUUAAAGAAGUAAUUUCAAAAUCACAACCUGUGAAUCAAAACUUUUUAGAGGGCAUAGCUCCCAUUUCCAAGACAGUACAGGUUGAAAGAGAUGAUUUGCAGUAUAAAAAUGCAUUAAAUGGGCUCUCUGAACAAGGUGUAGAGGAAAAAACAUUGAAUGAUUUAAGUUUGCACAAUAUCCAUGUUGAUAAUGAAAUCACCCCUCUCAUGUCUCCUGAACAAUCUUUAUAUUUGGAUAUAAGGGAUUAUAGCGAUUCUGAUUGUGGCAGCAAUGACCAAUCCAAUGUAGGAUGGACAUAUUAUAAUAAAGUAAUGACACAUGUAAAUGGAAUGUUGCAAGAUUCAGACAUGCCAUCUUCUGCUAGUGCAAUGUAUAGAAACACAAGACAACAAUGUGUACAGAUGCAAAUUGACAAAACGAAUGUUAGUGUGACAAAGAGAGUGAAAUUUGGCGAUGAUCCACUUGUUAUACAUCAACCACAUAUUUAUGCUACCUCUACUGAUACAAGUUUGAAGAUGAACCAGCUUGCAGCUAAGUACCUGAAAGGUAGAGCCCAACCAUUGGCAUCUCAACAGCCUAUUCCAGUGGCUAAAUCUACUGUACCAAUUGACAUGUCUUUUGCUACAAGGAAUUAUAUGGAGAGACAUAAAUUAUUGCAAGGUACACCAGAUUUACCAGCUAAAUCGCCACCAGUAACUGAUUUACCCAAAUUUUUAGAUAUCACUGCUUUAAAGCAACAACCCAAGUUAUUGUAAAUAUGUUGCAUAUAAUAAUAUGGUUGAAUUUACGUAACGAAAUAAGAACACAAUUCUGAACAGACAUUUAUUUAAACUUCAGAGAAAAUAACAGAGUAAACUCCUAAAUUGUAUAGGUAUAAUGUUCUCAUCUGUUUUUGGAACAGUCAACAUUGAUUAUAUUUAUAUGUUCAGUAUCAUUUAAUUAUACAACUCCGGCUACAUUAUUAAAUAUAUUUUUAUAAUUGUUUUACUUUUGUUUUGAAUAUCACAUUUUAGUGGAAACGAGAUGUGUUAGUGCAGUAAUGAAUAGGCCUAUGAAUCCCAACGUCUUUACAAAUAUUGAACAUUAUAAUUUUAAGUAAUCUUUAAUUCAUUGUUAGAGGUAUUUAAAUUUAUACAAAUUGUACUUCUUUAAUAAUGAUAAACAGAAAUUUAACAAAGUAUGUUAAAAAGUUAAUUUAUUUACAUACGAAGAAAUUUUAGAUGUUUAAUUUUAUACGUAAAAAAAAGUUUGUGCUUUUUUAUAUUGAUGUCACAUACACAACUGUAUGACAUGAUUAUGUAAGUAAAUGAAUUUUUGUAUGUAAUCUAUUUUGACUAAUUGUUUAUUUGUCAAUCCCCCUUACUUAGAAAAAUUAGCCUACUUACGUUAAUUAAUGAUUAAUUUAUAAAUUUGACAUUAAAUGUCAAAUCCAUAUAAAAAGACUACACAUUAUUUAGUGACCGACAAUAUUUAUUAGCAUUUGUAAGUAAGGGGGAUGCUAUUUAAAAUUUAAAAGUGACCUCGUAGUCAGUAAAAUAAUAUGAUAUUUUAGCUACUUCAAUAUUCUACACAAAAAUAUCAGUUUUUAAUGUUAUUUAAUGUAUAUGUCCACAGUAAAUUAAUAUUCACAUUGUUUUUCUUUUAUUCCUCAAAUUAAAACAAUACUUCAAUUUUAUUAAAUAUCUGUUCGUAUAUAGAUUUAUGAAAACUGGACACCAAAAUAACAAUUAAAAUACAUACCUUAUAUA
Molecule: messenger RNA, 3344 nt
Organism: Galleria mellonella (greater wax moth)
Lineage: Eukaryota; Metazoa; Arthropoda; Insecta; Lepidoptera; Pyralidae
Exons: 5
Coding region: 273-2351 (692 amino acids)
Source: RefSeq, a predicted model, not a curated record